AGCUGUGUCUCUGCUAUCACAAUCACCCACAGGGAAAUAGGACAUUCUGAACUUGAAAUAUCUUUCGGCGCAACUCCAUAAUGGACAAAAAUAUUUUAAUAUUUUGUCUUUUAUAUGGAGCGUUAGUAAACGCAAAUUUUGAUCAGGUUGAUAAUAAUUUCACAACCACCACCUUACAAGAGUAUGGGUAUUUGCAAGGCAAUAACUUCGACAAUAACAAUUCAAGUUUAUAUAAUUCGUCACUGGAGGCGUCCUUCAAUAUUACGUCAAAUGAAACGGCGUUUGAACUUAUUGCAACAGCUAACAGGAUUGUGGAUAAAUCUAACAAAACCCCAGAUUUUCCUGAAGAUUUUACGCUCUCAUUUUCAAAUCUCUCAAGUCAUGAAUGCCUGAAGCUGCAUGAGCCUGAAGACAUUUUAUGGCACAGCGUUUAUCUUUGCGUAAAGAAAGGAAAAAGAAAAGUCAACAUACGUUGGUCGUACAGCGGACCAUUAUCCAACAUGGUUUGCACAAAAAUUACAGCUAAACACAAGGAUCCGAAUACUGGAUGGACCGACAACUACAUUUGUGUACCUCAGAGAUCCCCCUACAAAUUCUCGUGGUCAGAAAGGGGUAAAAUCUCAGGUUACAAUUGUAUGGAAUGGCAACAUCUAAAAGAUGGAGGAUGGGGAUCAGGAAAAUAUUUGUGCGCAGAAAAGUUUCCACGCAAUAACCAUACAAUGUUUAAUAAUUUGUCAACCUGGGCACACGGUAAUAUUACAUCAAAUAAAACAGGCAAUGUACACUUUGAAAAGGUUGACUAUAAUUUCACAACCACCACCUUACAAGAGAAUGGGUAUUUGCCAGGCAAUAACUUCGACAAUAACAAUUCAAGUUUAUAUAAUUCGUCACUGGAGGCGUCCUUCAAUAUUACGUCAAAUGAAACGGCGUUUGAACUUAUUGCAACAGCUAACAGGAUUGUGGGCGAAAAAUUACACGCACACGAGUUUGAUUUAAGAUACCCCCCAGCUAGGACUGAUGCUUCUGAAGAGCAAAAAGACGCUCCUAUACGAGAUCGUUCAGCUCUGUGGCCCAGAGGAAUUGUUCCCUACGUACUGGGAAACUCAAUAAGAAAUCGUAGAUGGUUUAGGAACAUUGUCAAGGGAGCAAUGGACGAGUGGGAGGAGAAGACAUGCGUUAAAUUUCGACCAAAAACUAUUUACGAUACCAAUUAUGUUUACAUCUUCGUUGGAGAUGGGUGUAAUUCCGACGUGGGUAUGGUUGGAGGGCGACAAACUGUUUCCUUAGGAGUUGGUUGUGAGCACCAUAGCGUUGUACUUCACGAACUAGGUCAUGUUCUUGGCUUUUGGCAUGAGCAAAAUCGCCCGGAUCGUGACAAAUACGUUAAAAUCAUCAAAAAAAAUAUAAGAAAAAACCUUUACUUUGCUUUCCGUAAAUACAGUACAUACAAGAUCAACAGUCUUGGUAUUCCUUACGAUUACAAAUCCAUCAUGCAUUACGCGCACAAUGCGUUUGGUAAAGGCAGAAAAACAACAAUAGUGGCAUUAGAUGGUAAGACGAGGAGAUUUGGAAACACCCAUCUAAGUGCUUUAGAUGUAGAGCAAACAAAAAGAUUAUACAAAUGUCCAGAUAAGUCUAACAAAAAUCCGGACUUUCCUGAAGAUUUUACAUUCACAUUUUCGAAGCGCCCAAGUCAUAAAUGCUAUAGACUGUAUGAGCCCAAUGACAUUUCAUGGCGCAGAGUCUAUCUUUGCGUAAAGAAAGGAAAAAGAAAAGUCAACAUACGUUGGUCGUACAGCGGACCAAUAUCCAACAUGGUUUGCACAAAAAUUACAGCUAGACAUAAACGUCCGUAUACUGGAUGGAGCGACAACUACAUUUGUGUACCUCAGGGAUCCCCCUACAAAUUCUUAUGGUCAGAAAGGGGUAAAAUCUCAGGUUACAAUUGUAUGAAAUGGCAACAUCUAAGAGACAGAGAAUGGGGAUCAGGAAAAUACUUGUGCGCAAAAUCAGAUGACAAACCGGUGAAUGGCAAAUGGUCUCCUUGGUCAAUUUGGGGACAAUGUACCAAAAAAUGUGGUAUUGGUGGUUAUCAAAUUCGUAGAAGAGAAUGCAACAAUCCAUCUCCUAAGAAUGGUGGACGUACAUGCUUGGGGCAAGCUUACCAAUCACGAUAUUGUAAUACUCAUAAAUGCAACGAGUUACCACGAUGGCCUGAGGAUUUCACAUAUCGUUACCACAACUACUCACCUUCAUCAACAACAUGUAUACGAACUUAUGAACGAGCACAGUACUUUCAAUGGACUAGUUACUAUUUUUGUAGUCGAUAUGGACGACGAGAUAUAAACAUGAAAUGGUCAGAUAAUGGUCCAAUAAGAUAUAUGAAAUGUGUGAGAAUUGAUGAACCACAAGAGGCAAUAAGAAAUGGUUGGGACAAUAACUAUUUGUGUGUUCCAAAAAAAUCACCUUACAACUUCGUUUGGUCAAAUAAAGGUCCUAUCAGUAGUCUAGCCUGUAUUCAAUGGUAUGCAAAAGGAGGAAAGGAUGGAUGGAAUAAUAAUUACCUAUGUGCUCGAAAGUUUAAUGGUCGACCUGAUCUAACAACAAACCCUCCAGCUAUAAAUGGACAAUGGUCAUCUUGGGGACGUUGGACAACAUGUUCGCGCUCAUGUGGUGUGGGCUUCAUGACCAGAUACAGAACUUGCUCCAAUCCAUACCCGAAAAAUGGAGGAAAAUCUUGCACAGGAGGACGAGAAAUGAAGCAAAAAUGUAACACACAGGAAUGUCCAAGUGUAUGCUUCAAUAAAUACAGUGGAAAUAGCGGAGUGUUUCAAUCAACUUCCAGUAGACGAGGUCAAUGUACGUGGAUUAUUCAAGUUCGGUCUGGCUACAGAGUUCGCUUACGUUUUACUUAUUUUAGUGUUGGAGUGGACAGAUAUGCCUGUUCGCGUAGCUCUGAUCACGUGACAAUAAGAGACGGGCAACAUACGACUGCGCGAGUAUUAAAGACAUUGUGUGGUUCAUCUUUACCACCAUUAGUGUAUGGCUCAGGAAAUUCAAUACGAAUUACUCUCAAGUCGUUCAAUAACAUAAACAGUGGAUUCCGGGCAAGAUGGGUUGCUGUUCGAACAAAUCAAUUUUCUACAACCCCAACACCUAAACCUACUACCACAAAAGAUGUGAAAUGUGGAGGAAUCAUAAACACGAACAAAGGAAACAUAUCCUCUCCAAACUAUCCAGAAAAAUAUCCACGAAAUAUAAAAUGUACAUGGAUCAUUAAGGUUCCCGUCCACAAACUGCUCAAACUGCGCUUUUUGUCCUUUAAUCUCGAGAGCCAUUCAAGUUGCGAGUAUGACUAUGUUCAGAUUAGAGACGGCGCAAGUCUCAAGUCCAAAUCGUUGGGAUCAUUUUGCGGAAGCACUUUACCUGCUCCAGUAACUGCUUUUGCAAACAGCUUGUACAUCGAGUUCAAGUCGGACCUAACCAAUGAAAUGAAAGGAUUCAAAGCAGAGUUUUAUACGAAAAGGCGAAAAUUUGCUUGUGGUGGAAAGAGAUGGAAAGUGUACACAACAGAAAAUGGAACAAGAUAUUGCUAUCUUAUUAAAAAAAAGAAAACAACAUGGAGACAAGCUAGAAAUGAUUGUAAAAGAAAGAACUCUGAUUUAUUGAGCAUAGCCGACAGUGAGGAAAAUUGGUUCGUAAGAAAUGAGCUAAUGGCAGAAGUCAAAUACUACCAACUUUGGAUGGGAUUUAAUGACUUGAUAAGAGAAGGAAAUUGGGCUUGGAGUGAUAAGAGUCAAGUCAAUUUUGAGGAUUGGGAUGGUGGUGAUCCAAACAAUGGCGGAAGACGAAGAAACGAAGAUUGUGGUGUAUUAAAACCUGAUGGGAAAUGGAAUGACUAUCCUUGUAACUACCGCUUCAAGUAUAUCUGUAAGAAGAAACUCAUUAAGGACAAUGUAUAAAUCGUACGAAAUACACUCUUUUUAUGGAGUUUGUGAAAGUACAAGUUGGAAGAUAUAAAUAACGUGUGAUAAUUACAGAAAAAUAUUAACCGAAGAAAUGGUGAAGUAUAAGAAAUGGAAUGGAGUAUUAUUUUAUUUGCAAAAUAUGUAUAUUUUAUAGAAAUUUGAUAAAUGAAUACGUGGCUAUAUGAAUUUACCAUGUUUGCAAUAGUUGUCAUGUAUUUUUUCAUCUAAUGCAAGCACGACAAUGAAGAAAUUUCUUUUUAUCAAUUGGAAAAUGUACAUGAGACUAAUGUUAUACCGGCCAAAUAUAUCCAUAUGUAUUCUACACCAAGUUUAAAAUAAGAUAACAAUAUAUAUCCAUAUGUAUCCUACGGCAAGCUUAAAAUAAAAUAACAAUAUAUAUCCAUAUGUACCAUA
Messenger RNA from Xenia sp. Carnegie-2017, 4382 nucleotides. RefSeq lists its product as uncharacterized. The transcript is spliced from 17 exons. The coding region runs from base 81 to 3962 and encodes 1293 amino acids. Gene Ontology annotation, molecular function: metalloendopeptidase activity; zinc ion binding. Gene Ontology annotation, biological process: proteolysis. NCBI's taxonomy places the organism in Eukaryota, Metazoa, Cnidaria, Anthozoa, Malacalcyonacea, Xeniidae. The record is from RefSeq and is a predicted model, not a curated record.